This is a messenger RNA of Puntigrus tetrazona (Sumatra barb), 2259 nucleotides long. RefSeq names its product flavin-containing monooxygenase 5-like. Lineage: Eukaryota; Metazoa; Chordata; Actinopteri; Cypriniformes; Cyprinidae. Bases 131 to 1759 code for a protein of 542 amino acids. The transcript is spliced from 9 exons. Gene Ontology annotation, molecular function: NADP binding; flavin adenine dinucleotide binding; N,N-dimethylaniline monooxygenase activity. The record is from RefSeq and is a predicted model, not a curated record.
UGCUGCUUACAGGCACCUGAAUUUGUUCUGUACUGCUGAUGAACGGACACAGGGGGACGCAUACACUGAAGAAGAGAAGUUCUUACAGUUCUGGGGGCUCGUUCGGGAUACAUCUGACCAGACUCACAUUAUGGCUAAGCGUGUGGCUGUGAUUGGAGCAGGCAGCUCUGGUCUGACCUCCAUCAAAUGCUGUUUAGAUGAAGGGCUGGAGCCUGUGUGCUUUGAGAGCAGUGAUGAUAUUGGAGGACUCUGGAAAUUUAAGGAACAACCUGAGGAAGAUCGAUGCGGCAUUUAUCGCUCUGUCAUUGUGAACACCUCUAAAGAGAUGAUGAGCUACAGUGAUUUCCCUAUGCCGGAUCAUUUCCCCAACUUCAUUCACAACUCUAUGGUCAUGCAGUACUUCAGACUCUAUGCCGAGAACUUCAAGCUGCUCAAACACAUUCACUUUCAGACCACAGUUCGCAGUGUGAGACAAAGGCCUGAUUUCUCUGACUCUGGUCAGUGGGAGGUGGUAACCGUGGACAGAGAUGGACGAGAGGAGACACGUGUGUUUGACGGUGUGCUGGUGGGUUCAGGACACUACACACAACCCAUCAAACCCCUCUCAGACUUCCCAGGUAUUGACACAUUCCCAGGGACAAUAACUCACAGCUGGGAAUAUAAGGACCCUGAUCCUUACUUUGGGAAGAGAGUAGUUGUCGUUGGAAUUGGGAAUUCUGGUGGAGACAUAGCCGUGGAGCUCAGCAGAGUGUGUGAGAAGACCUUUAUGAGUACCCGAAAAGGUGCUUGGGUCAGAGGUCGUGUGGCUGGUAGAGGGCUUCCUCUAGAUAUGACAGUGAUGACACGAGCUCGAGAUCUGAUUUAUGGCCUCCUGCCUCAACCUUUGCUUAACUGGUUUGGGGAGAGAAGCCUCAAUCAAAGACAUGAUCACAAGCUGUAUGGACUACAGGCUGAAUACAGGAUCCUCGACCACCAUGUCUGUAUAAACGAUGAUAUCCCAAGUCGCAUUCUGGUAGGAGAACUGGUGAUGAAAUCAAAUGUGCAGAAGUUUCAAGGCUCAACGGUUGUCUUUGAUGAUGGGACCGUAGAAGAGAAGAUUGAUGCAGUGAUCUUCUGCACAGGAUAUACUUAUAGAUUCCCCUUCCUCCCCGAUUCCUUAAACGCUGGUUCUGAUGGAGAUCUGAAACUUUAUAGAAGAGUCUUUCCUCCAUCUCUAGAGCGUCCCACACUGGCCAUUUUGGGCUUGAUGCGAACCAAAGGGGCGUUCAUACCAGUUGUAGAGCUACAGGCACGCUGGGCCACCAGGGUCAUUGCAGGACUAAACCAUCUUCCUUCAGCUGAAAAAAUGGAUAAAAUAAUUGAGAAAGACAUACAAGCGAAUUUGAAAGGUUACUGUCCCAAAGUGGCUGCCCUUCAAGUGGACCACAUCCCUUACCUAGACACAAUAGCAAAGGAAAUAGGUGUCCGUCCCAACAUUGCUUUGCUUCUCCUGAGGGACCCUGCUGUUGGUUUGAGGGUUUUCUUCGGGCCCUGUACUCCCUACCAGUAUCGACUGAGUGGACCGGGGCACUGGAGAGGUGCCCGUCAGGCCAUCCUUACCCAAUGGGAUCGUGUGGCCAAACCCAUGAAGACACGGCCCAUUCCAGAGCCCUCAUCCUCCAUCUUAUUUUUUUGGCUGGGCCUGUCAGGAGGAGCUGGAGUGAUUUUUGCUUUAAUGGCAAUGCAGAAAAAGGUCCCACUGUUCCUGAAUAUCUAUUAGAUCCCACAGAUAUCCCAAAUUCGAUUUUUGCAUAGCUGAUUGUGUUUUGUAAUCAAAUUUUUGUUAAAUCCUUGUCAAACACUGUUGUCAAACAAGUGUAUUUUUUUUGUUCUUAAAUUUAUCUCAUAGCAAGCAUUCUGUUUCAGCAUUUUCAUCACUUAAUAUAAAUGUUAAAAAUAUGUGGAGAAGCCUGAGUCUGCUAGGAUUGACAUUUUGUGUUUGGUGGUAUUAUCAUCAACUUGUCUACAUAUAAUUAAAGUCACUCUUACACAUUUAUGACUACAUUGUUUAUUGUAGUGGAACAUUUGAGAAAACUGUUGUAAAUUAUGAAAACAACAAUGAUGAAAACAUAUGACGUGAUGUCAUGUAGCAAAGAAAAAAUCUACACUUGGGUCGUGUAAGUGGCAAAAGAAAACCGCACUUUGCUGUUGCAUAAUGUUAACCAUUUUUUGACUAAUAAACGUUACUGAGCAAGAUCUCCGCCCCUUUUACGUCUACGU